Messenger RNA from Ascoidea rubescens DSM 1968, 1767 nucleotides. RefSeq lists its product as uncharacterized. The record is from RefSeq and is a predicted model, not a curated record. Bases 152 to 1651 code for a protein of 499 amino acids. The transcript has a single exon. Lineage: Eukaryota; Fungi; Ascomycota; Saccharomycetes; Ascoideales; Ascoideaceae.
AAAUAACAAUAUAAGGUCAUCUAUUAGUGUUUAAUUAUAUUUUUGUGUUUCUUUUUUUGUCUCAGUUUUUGUUGGUCUUCUAUUUCUUGCUCUUAUCUUUUAAUCCUUUAAUAAUUAAUAAUAAUCUAAUAUUUUAUUAUAACAUAGUACAAUGGGAUUAUUUACAGGAACUAAUGUUAAGCCAGUGUUAUUAACAUUGGAUAAUAUUGAUACACAAUUUAAUUCUCCAAUUAAUCAAAAUAGAAAUAGUAAUAGUAAUAUCAAUAAUCAUCAUCACCAAAACAUGGAUUUUGACACAUUAAGUAACAUGUCAUUCUCAUCACCAUUUCCUCUGCCAUUUAAUAAUCAUACUAAAAACCAGUCAAGUAAGAGUUCAUUGGCAAAUUCGUUGACAAGUUUAUUAACAAUAUCAAAACAACCUACGUAUUCAGAUUUAAAAAUUGUUUCGAAUAAUUUAGGUGGAGAACAAGAAAGAAAUAUAGUAUUAGAAGAGCAAAUAAUUUUACUAUCAGAAAAGGCAGCAGCUGCUUAUGAUAAGAUAGCAGAUUUAGAACAUCAAAAUAAAAUAAUUAGCAAUAAAAAUAGUGAAUUAUUGAAUAGAAUAAAAUUAUUGGAAUUGAAUAUGAAUAAUAAUAUGAACAUGAACAUGAACAUGAACAUGAACAUGGAUAUGGAUAUGGAUAAUAAUAACAAUAAUAAUAAAUACUCAUUUCCUUUGAAUUUAUCGCAGUCAAGCGCCUCAUCCAUUUCUUCAUUAGAAACUGAAUCACCAUUUUCAUCAGUCUCGUCAUCGGUUUCUUCGUCUAUUGCCAAUACUAAUAUAACAGACAUGUCGCCAACUGGCUCAACUCAUUCUUCGAUUCCAAUGUCUAUUAAUAAUUUAAAUCAAAACCAAAACCAAAACCAAAAUAAAUUUUUAAUUAAUCAUAAAAAUAUCAAUGGCAAUGUUAAUAUAAACAAAAUGAUGACUAUUUCUACACAAACGGAUUUAAUUGCAAACGACGUGGAUGUAGUUAAAUCAAUAGGCACUCAAACCGACAGUGAAAACAAUAAUAAAGCAAAGAUGAUAUCAAUGGGCAUUCAAACAUUGAAACCUGUAAAAAAAAUGACAACAAUCAGCACACAAACUGAUGAUAAUCAGAAACAGAAGAGUAAAUUUGUCUCUAAGGCAAUUCAGACAAUGAAUGCUAAACCCCAAAUGCAAUCUCUAGCUACCCAAACCACGUCUUCUCGGAUGAUAUCUUGCUCUGCUCAAACUGACUCAAUACCUGAGAUCAUCCAAACUCAAUACAGUGAACAUGGUGACCAAGUUAGCGAUUACAACAAGAGAAAAAUGAGCAUAAUCGAAAAUCUAAAAGUAGAGCAGCUAGAAAGAAAGCUUCGGAACAAGACCAGCGAAACCAAGCAGCUAUUGGUCGAGAGGGAGAAAUACCACAGCAAGAUCCAGGUUGAAAGAGAGAAAAACCACAUCAUAAAGGAGUACUACAAAACGUUGGUGAAGGACUUGAAGAGCGAGUUGCAGUAUAGCCAGAGCACUGAACAGAGCUUGCGAAAGAACUUGGAGAUGGUGAGCACUAACAUGUACAGCAUCAGCUCGUCGCAGAGCAGCAUGCGCCAGUUCUACAGUCUAUAUAGUUCCAACAAGGUGUAGCCAUUAGUUGCGUAUUUUCUAUCUGGUAAUUGUGCCUCUAUUAUGUCUCUAUUAUGUCUCCAUUAAGUCUCUCCUUUAUGUCUCUAUCGCAUCCGUAGCUUAUCGCCUUAUCUUAU